GCGAGCGCCGGGUUCCGCCUCACGGCCGUGCGGCGGGAGCCCGCGGUGCGGCUGCAGCACGGCGCCAGCGGGCUGGAGCCGCUGGCGUGGUCCGAGGACCACCGGGUGUCGGUGAGCACGGCCCGCAGCAUCGCCGUGCUGGAGCAGCUCAGCGAUGUGCACAGCGGCGGGCAGGACAUGGUCAUCCACCGCACCGCAGUGCCCGCGCCCGCCGCCGCCUGCGUGCUCAAGGUGGGCCCCAAAAAGGAGGUGGCCGAGUGCAAGGAGAAGUUCGCCAGCUCCGCGGAUCCCACCGUGAGCCAGACGUUCAUGCUGGACCGAGUGUUCAACCCCGAGGGGAAGUCCCUGACACCCAUGAGGGGCUUCAAAUAUUCCAGCUGGUCCCCUCUGGGCUGUGACGCCAACGGGAGGUGCCUGCUGGCCGCCCUGACCAUGGACAACCGGCUGACCAUCCACGCCAACCUCAACCGGCUGCAGUGGGUGCAGCUGGUGGACCUGACCGAGCUCUACGGGGAGCGCCUGUUCGAGGCGGGCUACAAACUCUGCAAGGGCGACGCCCCCCGCGGGGAGCUGAGCGACUUCCCCGAGUUCCAGCGGCGGCACAGCAUGCAGGCCCCCGUGCGCAUGGAGUGGUCGGGCAUCUGCACCACCCAGCAGGUGAAGCACAACAACGAGUGCCGGGACGUGGGCAGCGUGCUCCUGGCCGUGCUCUUCGAGAGCGGCGGCAUCGCCGUGUGGCAGUUCCAGCUGCCCUUCCUGGGGAAGGAGUCCAUCACUUCCUGCAACACCAUCGAGUCCGGGAUAAGCUCCCCCAGCGUGCUGUCCUGGUGGGAGUACGAGCACGGCAACCGCAAGAUGAGCGGGCUGAUCGUGGGCAGCGCCUACGGCCCCGUGAAGAUCCUCCCCGUCAACCUCAAGGCGGUCAAGGGCUACUUCACGCUCAGGCAGCCCGUGGUGCUGUGGCAGGAGAUGGACCAGCUGCCCGUGCACAGCAUCAAGUGCAUCCCCCUCUACCACCCCUACCAGAAGUGCAGCUGCAGCUUGGUGGUGGCUGCGAGAGGCCCUUACGUGUUCUGGUGCCUCCUGCUGAUCUCCAAGGCGGGCCUGAACGUCCACAACUCCCACGUGACGGGGCUCCACUCGCUGCCCAUCGUGUCCAUGACGGCGGACAAGCAGAACGGCACGGUGUACACCUGCUCCAGCGACGGGAAGGUCAGGCAGCUCAUCCCCAUCUUCACGGACGUGGCCCUGAAGUUUGAGCACCAGCUGAUCAAGCUCUCGGAGGUGUUUGGCUCCGUCAGGACUCACGGAAUCGCUGUCAGCCCGUGCGGGGCGUACCUGGCGGUCAUCACCACCGAGGGCAUGGCCAACGGGCUGCACCCCGUCAGCAAGAACUACCAGGUGCAGUUUGUCACCCUCAAAACCUUCGAGGAGGCGGCUGCGCAGCUCUUGGAAUCUUCCGUCCAGAACCUUUUCCGGCAGGUGGACCUGACGGAUCUCGUGCGCUGGAAAAUUCUGAGGGAUAAGCACAUUCCCCAGUUCUUACAGGAGGCACUGGAUAAAAAGAUCGAGAGCUGUGGUUCCACUUACUUCUGGAGGUUUAAGCUGUUUCUCCUGAGGAUUUUGUACCAGUCCAUGCAGAAGGCUCCCUCAGAGGCCACGUGGAGACCUUCGCACGAGGACGCCAAAAUCCUGAUCUCGGAUUCCCCUGGGAUGGGCAGCACGGAGGAUGAUCAAGAGGAGGGAACUUCGAAACAAGCCAGCAAGCAAAGCCUGUGUGACACAGGCAAAGGUGUGGACUUAGAUGACACUGCAGAGGAUUCUCUCCAUCAGCCAAGUGACACUGCAGGGCGGGAGCCAAUGGAGGAAAAACUUCUUGAAAUCCAGGCCCAGAUUGAGGCCGUGGAAAUGCACUUGACUCGGGAACACAUGAAACGGGUGUUGGGAGAAGUUUAUCUGCACACAUGGAUUACAGAAAACACCAGCAUUCCCACCAGAGGAGUCUGUGACUUCUUAAUGUCUGAUGAUGGCUACGAUGACAGAACAGCCCGAGUGCUGAUUGGGCACAUCCUGAAGAAAAUGAACAAACAGACGUUCCCGGAGCACUGCAGUUUGUGCAAAGAGAUCCUGCCCUUCACCGACCGCAAGCAGGCCGUGUGCUCCAACGGCCACAUCUGGCUCAGGUGCUUUCUGACCUACCAGUCCUGUCAGAGUCUGGUGUACAGGAGGUGUUUGCUUCACGACAGCAUCGCACGGCACCCAACCCCCGAAGAUCCUGAAUGGAUCAAGAGGUUAUUGCAAGGACCUUGCACGUUCUGUGACUCUCCCGUGUUCUAGAGAAAAGCUCUGCAAAGACUGAAAGUGUUUUCUCUACUCCAUAAGCUCCCCUCAGCCUCGAGGGCCACAGAGCACAGGAGCACAUUCACUGCCAGAGGGAAAACAC
Empidonax traillii (willow flycatcher) is the source of this 2443-nucleotide messenger RNA. RefSeq names its product general transcription factor IIIC subunit 4 (gene GTF3C4). Gene Ontology annotation, molecular function: histone acetyltransferase activity; protein binding. The transcript has 7 exons. Gene Ontology annotation, cellular component: transcription factor TFIIIC complex. The record is from RefSeq and is a predicted model, not a curated record. Gene Ontology annotation, biological process: transcription initiation at RNA polymerase III promoter. Lineage: Eukaryota; Metazoa; Chordata; Aves; Passeriformes; Tyrannidae. Bases 178 to 2337 code for a protein of 719 amino acids.